CUGUCCUUGUCAGAAGCUGGCCAUUAAGAAGAAAGAAACUCCAAAUAGCCGACUUUGGAUGAGCAAGGAGGGGCGAUCUCGGACUUGCAGCGACAGGCCCCUUGAAAGCGAUUUUCAUCUCAACAAGGCGAUCAAGUCCAAUGAACUAAGCCGACAUAUUUCGAUUGCGCCAAUUAGCUUCCUCAGGCAGAGCACAGGUCGCGACAGGGGAAGUUGGCGAAAAUGUCUGAAGAUAUUACUCAGAACGACGGCGUGGCGGCCAUGAGGAAGCCGAAGCCGCUGACUGUUGUCAUUAAGCUGGGGACGAGCUCAAUUGUCGACGAAAACACCCAUGAACCUCUACUUCCUAUCCUGACGUUGAUUGUGGACACGGCGGUCAAGCUACGCAAGGAUGGCCAUCGAGUGGUCAUUGUCUCUUCGGGAGCCAUUGGCGUCGGUCUUCGCCGUAUGGACGUAGCGAAGCGUCCCAAGCAUUUGGCCCAGUUGCAGGCAUUAGCAGCAAUCGGCCAGUGCCGGCUCAUUAGUCUCUGGGAUAGCUUGUUUGCUCAUCUGACACAACCGGUAGCUCAGAUUCUACUUACACGAAAUGACAUUGCUGAUCGAACGCGAUACCUCAAUGCUCAAAGCACAGUCAACGAACUAUUAGACAUGGGAGUCAUCCCCAUUGUGAAUGAAAACGAUACCCUGGCAGUUUCCGAAAUCAAAUUUGGCGAUAAUGAUACCCUUUCAGCGAUUACUGCGGCUAUGAUACACGCAGAUCUCCUAUUUCUCAUGACGGAUGUCGACUGUUUAUACGAUAAGAAUCCGAGAAGCAACCCCGAUGCUAAGCCCAUCGAAAUUGUCGAGGAUAUUUCGGCCCUCGAAGCGGAUGUCUCAAGUGCCGGAUCAGCGUUGGGUACUGGUGGUAUGAGCACCAAGAUCAUUGCCGCGCGACUCGGGACGUCGGCGGGCGUGACAACAAUCAUCACUAGGUCGUCCAAUCCAGGCAACAUCCUGAGCAUCGUGCGCUACCUCCAUCAGUCCCAGCCUUCAAGAUCAGCAUCGUCCGUGUCGCUCAAUCUCAUUGCUGCAUCAGAGAAUCUAGAGACAAGACCAGCUCCGCCAUUGCAUACAAGAUUUCUGCCUUCAACCGACCCAAUUCGAGACCGCCACUUUUGGCUCCUCCACACCCCCAACCCCCAUGGCACGCUGUACAUCGACGAAGGAGCCCACAAAGCGCUCCUUAACAAGGCUGGCCUGCUCCCCGUUGGUGUGGUUGAUGUCGAGGGCAAUUUUGCCCAGCAAGAAGUCGUCCGGCUCAUCGUAGUCAACCGACGAUCAGUUCCCGGUCUAGAUGGAAAGCGCUGGGAGGGCUUGGGACUGGAAGUUGGACGAGCUCUGGUCAACUAUGCCGCCCCUGAAAUCUCGAGGAUCUUGGGCCAUCAGAGUACAGAGAUUCGAGGCAUACUGGGCUAUGCGGAUAGUGAAUAUGUUGCGCACCGUUCACACAUUGGCAUUUUUAGGGCGGAGAGCAGGUCUGCGACUCCGACGAGAGAGUUGCGCUAGUUGAGUAGAGGGAGAUUACUUUUUCGAAUAGAUUGGUUUAUGACUGUAUAGAGGAUAAAAAGGGAUCAAAUGGAAUUUAGCCUCUUGAAAUUUAGGAAUGAGUGGUGGAUAAAAUCAAUGGCAAACCGGCAUACAUUAACACCUAUAUCGACUUGCCUUCAAUAGUUACAUUUGCCAGGCCGAGUCACCUUUUCCCAUAUAGCAGCGCCUCUUGAAGUGAAAGAAUAGACGAAGCAUCUGAUGAGGUGAUGAAAUUAAG
Molecule: messenger RNA, 1804 nt
Organism: Trichoderma harzianum CBS 226.95
Lineage: Eukaryota; Fungi; Ascomycota; Sordariomycetes; Hypocreales; Hypocreaceae
Exons: 6
Coding region: 223-1545 (440 amino acids)
Cellular component (GO): cytoplasm; cytosol
Molecular function (GO): glutamate 5-kinase activity; RNA binding; ATP binding
Source: RefSeq, a predicted model, not a curated record